AUGGCUGGCGGUGAUGGGAUGAUCGUCACCACUAGCGAACCUUUCGCCCCAUCCAUGGUCACAGCUGGAUAUGGCGCAUACAGACCGUUGGACCAUCUAAACGUCUCUCUUCAAUUCCUGUUACGCAACUUGAUCGCUCCGGCCCAUCCCGUCCGCCCGCCCGUCCAUCCGCCAGCCUUCUUUCUCUCCACCCAGGCUGUCGUGUCUCCCACUAUCCCAACCCGGGGCUAUGUCCUCCACUUGGCCGCCGUCCCACAGCUUAAUUCCAUCGCCGAUGUCGAAAAGCUCACCAACCAUGUGAAAACGUUCCUCGAAAAAUGUGACCAGCUUCAGGAAAGCCAGAAACAAGUCUUACAUGACUACUACGACCGUGACCACCUCAAGGACUUCUACGUUGCUUUCGAAGUCCUCGCCUCUCUGGCCAGGAGAUUAGCAAGCGCGCGUCUGCCACGGGGAGUCGUCGGAUUUAACGUGCACAUCAAACAAGCAUUUAUGCCAGUGAUACCGCAUGCCUCGACUCGCCAGGCCGGAAUCGAGUCCGCACUGCGAUUCACCGAAAUUCAGCUCAAGCAGGCAGUCAUUCAAGUGCGCAAUUUCCAAGAACAGAGCACCACGCAAAAGGACUACAUGUCCAACAUGUCCCGGAAGUAUCUCACCAAGAUGAAGAACAACGCUUCUCUGAUCGAGUAUGCAUCCGGAACGAAUGAGCUUGCCAAGGCUGACAUGGAGAUAGCGGUGCUGGGAAUGAAGUCGCCUGCCAAACACUCUCCGGCUCGCCAUGCCCGCAUCAUUGCCGAGGCUAUAUCCAAGUUUGACAUGAAUGUGAUGAAGCCGAAGACGAUGAUGAUCCAUUUGCCCUGGGUGAUCCUUCUCUGUUGGACAGGUUGGCGGGGCUUGAAAGGCUUUUGAAGUAGACUAGGCUGUAUUAGAAUGCUCGCUUAGAAUGGAUGGUUCAAUCAGAAAGCGAU
Messenger RNA from Aspergillus wentii DTO 134E9, 968 nucleotides. RefSeq lists its product as uncharacterized. The coding region runs from base 1 to 909 and encodes 302 amino acids. Lineage: Eukaryota; Fungi; Ascomycota; Eurotiomycetes; Eurotiales; Aspergillaceae. The transcript has 3 exons. The record is from RefSeq and is a predicted model, not a curated record.